CGCUUUAAUAUCCCGCAGAGAGGGGAGAAGAUGGCGGCUGUGUCGAGCGGGGCUAACGCUGCCGCCGCCGCUGCCGCCGCCGGGUUUCCGAACCGCGAGCGAGCCCAGCCGAACCCCGCCGCCUCCAUCCAUCAUCAGAACGCGAACCGAGCCGUCGCGAGCGUUAGCCGCCCGGCCCCCGCGCGCGUUGGCGACUACGAGAUGGAGAGGACCAUCGGGAAGGGCAACUUCGCCGUGGUCAAACUCGCCACGCACAUGAUCACCAGAGCCAAGGUGGCGAUAAAGAUCGUCGAUAAGACUCAACUGGAUGAUGACAAUCUCAAGAAGAUAUUUCGUGAAGUUCAGAUCAUGAAGAUGCUGCGACACCCUCACAUCAUUCGCCUGUACCAGGUGAUGGAGACGGAGCGAUUGAUCUAUUUGGUGACCGAGUAUGCCAGCGGAGGAGAGAUCUUUGAUCAUCUUGUCGCUCACGGGCGGAUGGCGGAGAAAGAAGCACGGCGGAAGUUCAAGCAGAUCGUAGCGGCGGUUUAUUUCUGUCACUGUAGAAACAUCGUCCACAGAGACCUGAAGGCAGAAAACCUUCUGCUGGACCAUAACCUGAACAUCAAGAUCGCAGAUUUCGGCUUCAGUAAUCUGUUUUCUCGGGGUCAGCUGCUGAAGACGUGGUGUGGCAGUCCUCCAUACGCCGCACCUGAACUGUUCGAGGGGAAAGAGUACGAUGGACCUAAAGUGGACAUAUGGAGUUUGGGGGUGGUCUUGUAUGUGUUGGUUUGUGGAGCGUUACCGUUUGACGGAAGCACUUUACAGAACCUGCGAGCUCGAGUGCUCAGCGGAAAAUUCCGGAUCCCGUUCUUCAUGUCCACAGACUGUGAGUAUCUCAUCAGACACAUGUUGGUUUUGGAACCGAGUCGACGUCUGUCAAUGGAGCAGAUCUGCAAGAACAAGUGGAUGAGACAAGGAGACCCCGACCCGGAGUUUGACAGAUUGAUAUCGGAGUGUGAGCAGGUGAAGGUGGAGAGAGAGACGGAGUUGAUUAACGAGCAGGUGCUCAUGGCCAUGGCAGAGAUGGGCUUCGACCGUGAACGCACGUUACAGUCUCUGCAGACAGACGCAUACGAUCACUACAGCGCCACCUACAGUCUGCUGUCUGACAAACUCAAGCGACACAAGAGUCUGCGUGUGGCUCCGCCCACGCCCCGCCCCGUCUACCCACUCAACCCUAUGCAGGAUCAGAGUAAUGCUGUUAGUAUGACUGUACCACAAGUUCAGCUCAUAAACCCUGAGAAUCAGAUCGUUGAGGCGGACGGGGCGAUGGCUCUAGACAGUGAUGAGAGUGAAGAGCCCAGUCCAGAGGCGAUGGCCCGAUAUCUGUCCAUGAGACGCCACACUGUGGGUGUACCGGACCCCAGGGCAGAGAUUCAGGAGGUUUUGCAGAAAUUGGCCCCUGGUUUUCCACGUGUUGCCCCUCAGCCACCGUUCCCCGCACUGGCACCCACCAUGGCACAGAUGCAUCUGAUGCCAACCCCCAGCCUCCACCCCACACAGCAGCUGGAGUAUAAGGAACAGUGUCUUCUGCAGCCUCCGACUCUUCAGCUGUUGAACGGAAUGGGUCCUCUGGGUCGUCGAGCAUCUGACGGAGGUGCAAACAUUCAGUUACACGCCCAGCAGCUGCUGAAGAGACCUCGUGGUCAGUCACCUCUGGUCACCAGCCCGCAUCCGAUUCCAGCAGUGGCUCCAGUGGAUGAGGAGGGGUCUGACACGGAGCCCGAUCCUGAAGCAGUGCAGAGGUAUCUGGCGAACAGUUCGAAGCGACACACGACUCACGGCGCUGUCUCCGGCCACAGCGAGCUCUCGGCAGACACACAGAGAGCACGACAGAGGGGCUGGAGCCCCGAGCAGCACUGCCGGUCGUCCUAUAAAGACUGUAACACUCUUCACCUGCCGAUGGAGCGUUUCUCUCCUGUCAGACGAUUCUCUGAUGGAGCUGCGACCAUACAAGCGUUCAAAACUCAGCUGGAGAACAACAGCCUCAUCAGACAGCUCAAACAGGAGUGUGAACAGCUCCGGAAGAUGUACUCGACUCCACAGGACGAGCGACUGAUGGAACACACGCAACAGCAGCACAUCCUUUACCAGCAUGAACAGCAGAUACUACACCAGCAAAUACAGGCCCUGUCUUUGGGACAUGGAGAAAACCACCCCAGCAGUCACCUGACAUACCAGCUACAGAGGUUGCGCAUUCAGCCCUCCAGUCCUCCUCCUUCGCAUCCCAGCAAUCAUCUCUUCAGAACAGCCAAUCAGAGUCCUCCGGGGAGUCAGGGGAUGAUGCAAGCACAUGGUGGUCCAUCUGCGGUCCAGUUUCAGCAUGGCUCCGCCCUCUAUCAGUCUCCUAGCGCCAGCCCUCCGCCCACCAGCCACCCCCGCAUGGCGCUGCCCAGUCAGCAGCAGCCGCUGCCCGGCUCCACCCGCGCGUUAGCUCAGACCCUCUCGCAGCAGCAGCAGGUGACCAUUCAGGUGCAGGAGGUGGAACUUGGGGGCGGAGCCGGGAGACAGGGUUUCUUAGCGACGCCGUGUCACAGAGUUCUGGGUAAACAGUUGAGCGCCGAUAACGCCGAAACUCACAGUCGCAGUUUGAGUCGAUUCCACUGUUCCUCCAUGUACGAGCAGUUUAACCCACACCUGUUCGGCGAGGGGGCGCACGCUCCUGGUGUGGGCGGAGUCGUAGGCACUUAUAACCCCUACCUGCAGGGUGCGUCUCUGAAGGUGCCGGGACUGGAGGGGUAUCAGGGCGGCGUCGGUUACAGCAGCCCGUCAGCGCUGCAGCAAGCUCUGCUGUCGCCCACGCCGCUGGAGUACCGCCCCGCGCAACAGCACGUCACGCCCACGCUGCAGGGCCUCCUGUCGCCCCGUCACUCCCUCACCGGACACGACCCGCGACUGCCACCGCAAGAUCUCGCCGCGCUGCUCAAACGGCAGAGUCCGCGCCCGCCGCCCGUCGCGACACCCACAAACCCGCAGGACUACGGAGAGAUGCUGUUACUGCAGCAACUGGGACAAGCCACCGACAGCUUAGAGCCCGCCCCUCCGCAAGCCCCGCCCAUGCAGCACUACCAUCACCUUCUCCAAAUCAGGACCCCGCCCGAGUGCCCCGCCCAGCCCCUCCCUCACUCUGAGAGCAUGGAAGAGGACGAGAGUCCGGCCUAUCACGAGGGGCUGCUGGCAAAUGCCGCCGCCCCCUGCACAGAAGGACACGAGCUGCUGGCUCCGCCCCACGGCAGCACGUCCCCUUACUCCUCCCCCACACAUAGACACGCCUACAUGCGCAGCGCUACAACAGCCAGAGAUUCGUGUGCGGAUGCCGCAGACUGUAGGGUGAUGGAGGGCGAUCAUAACGGUUACGGCUCCCGAGCGGCGCAGGGCGACACAUACAGACCGCGAGGAUCAUUACAACGACAUCACACCAUCCAAACCUGUGACGAUGCUUACGAGCAGGCGGAGCCUAUGUCUGGAAUGAGCUUAUUGGCUGGGAAGGCACUUAGCUCCGCCCGCAUGUCAGACAUCCUUAGCCAAUCAUCUUUGACAGGAAGCCAGCUGUUGCAGCAGAGGGAGGGGCCAGCAUGUGACGUGGAGGCGGAGCUUCACUCUGCGUCGUGUUACGCGUCGUCCUGCACCAGUGACAUGCUGCUAAGCUACAAGACGCCUGAGCUGCAGUACAGUGUGGAGCAGGCCGGAGUCUAACAAACACAGGGUGUAUUUGCUGUAUAAAGCUCAUAUUCGUCUGAUGUGCUGUCAUGCCAAAUCCAUCGUCCGUCUGUUGGGGGCAGUGGGUGUGGCAUGCAGGCAGGGGGCGGAGCACUCGGCUUCCUCUUCAACCCCAUUGGCUGUCAUUAUGUUGAGGUUUUCUUUGAUUGGAUCUGGCGAGUGCCGCCCGUCUGCUGCCACCCAAUAAUCAUCCACCCCACCCCAACACCCCCUCUUAUCGUUGCCAUAGCAGCGCUCUCCGAUGUACAAGGCAUACACAGAGUCUUAUGUAAACACACACACACACACACACAGAGACGUCAUUACCAAACGCCACAAACCCAAAGUAUUUGACGUCAGUCGGAGCGCUGCGCCGCCGAGGGUCAUGAUGUCACGGGACGGCUGACUCUCAUUCGCCUCUUUCUCUUCACCUUUAUAUUUUAAAUGCAUUUUUAUGGCUAAUGUUCCGUAGGAGUUCUGAUUUCUGUAAAAGACUUUAUGACAUUAUUAAACGAAUGAUGAUUAUUAUUAAACCGUUCUACGUUGCAUCGAGAGAACCGCAGCGUUUGUUUCCACACGAAAGGGAAUUUUGCACUUUCAGUUUUUGUGACUCGUUCUUUUGCUUUUCUUGCGUUUCCUGUCGAACUUCAUUCCAUCCAUCUCUCUCUCUGAUGUCAGUGACAGAUGCAUUGUGGGUCAGAAGCUGCACAGUCAUUUUGUAAAUCAGUAUUUUAUUCGAUGUUUCUCUGUGAAAGAGUCUGAAAAUCCUUUGAAGAUGUUCCAGACGGACGAUUCGAGGAUAUUCCGACGUCUUUACGGGAAAUCUGAAGCGCUGCUUUUCUGAAGCUUUAUUAUGAGUUAUAUUUCUGCGGAUGUCGCUCGAGCUUUUGUAUAUUUGAUGAUUUUGUUUGUCAUAUUUCUGAGUCGUGACUUCAUCGCUCGUCUUCAGUCUGACCGAUAACUGUCAUGUGACGUGGGGUGAGACAGGUGUGUGUGGAUGAAGAGCGGAUGACUCAUCCUCAUCAUCCUUCUGUUGAUUCUCUUUUGGCUUCAUGUUUUUGGGAAAAUACUAAAGUGCAACAGGAAUGUUACACAGAAUUCCAAACAAACUGAGAGAAAUAAUAAAUAUAUAUAAUAAAGAAAUGAAUAUG
This is a messenger RNA of Xyrauchen texanus (razorback sucker), 4892 nucleotides long. Its product is annotated as serine/threonine-protein kinase SIK3 homolog. The transcript has 25 exons. Gene Ontology annotation, molecular function: tau-protein kinase activity; protein serine/threonine kinase activity; ATP binding. Gene Ontology annotation, biological process: intracellular signal transduction; microtubule cytoskeleton organization; protein phosphorylation. NCBI's taxonomy places the organism in Eukaryota, Metazoa, Chordata, Actinopteri, Cypriniformes, Catostomidae. Gene Ontology annotation, cellular component: cytoplasm. The record is from RefSeq and is a predicted model, not a curated record. Bases 31 to 3738 code for a protein of 1235 amino acids.